GCAACGACGAACGCUGUCAUGAUGUCAGCCGCUAGCUUGUGCUGAUUAGCUGGGGUGGGGGUACAGCAUUCGGUGGGAGGAACUCUUUACGAUGGAUGAUGAAGAUUUGGACCAAUUGCUGGAUGAAGUCGAGAAAAAGUUUUGUCGCAACGUUUCAAUUGCGUCCUCAGCGGCUCGCACCAACUCAAAUGUGGUUGGAAAACACGAGAAAGACAAAGACGGACAGAAAAAGCACGGUGCCACAAAACCUAAAGGGUCAGUGAACAGUGUCACUGAGGAUAUUGACGCCCUGCUGGAGGAAUUACAGGAGGAAGACUGCAGUCAUUUCCCGCAGCCAAAGGCUGAGCAGUUUCCUAAAGGACCACAUGUGGAAAAGACGCUUCCAUCUCAGUCGGGAGGAAGAAAGUGCUGUCCUGUUUUUAUUGGCGGGAGCUUUGUCGCAAAUGGUGUCGGAACAGCCGCAUCCAAGAGAUCAUGUGACCAGCUGAGGUGUAUAUCCUGCGACUUUCGGGUGCUGAUGUUUGAUGACUGUGAGUGGGAUUCAACCUGUGAUUACCUGUUCCUCAGGAACAACAUGCCGGAACGUCAGAAGCUCAGAACCAAGCUGAAGAAGAGGAGAGGCUUGCGGGCGUACGCCUGCCAGUGCAGCUGGAUCUCCACGUUAGAGUCGACAGACCUCAGGGACCAACCUCAGCUCAGAUGGGUCUGUGGCAAACACCAAGACUGAUUUUCCCUAACCCCUAACCCUCACUGCUAGAAAGACUGUCAUCUCAUUGGAUCUCACUGUAUUAUUCAAGUAGUACAAAAAACCCCCCCAAAUUUCUGAAAAUCUAGGGUGUGUGUUUUUUAAAAUUUCAAAUAUUAUAUAACAGGACAAAACUGCAAACGUGAAUGCAUUUUUUUUUUCUCACUCUUAACUGAAGUCUUUCAUUGAACUACCAAAUAAACAAAUUGGUACUCUUUCUCUGGCCAGACACGUGGCAGCACUUCUGCUAUAAUUUUGUUUGUAUUUAACAAAAUAAAAAUGCAGACAUAAGUGUACACAUUAGUUUUUGACUGCCAGUGAAAACUGUUCUCUUUACAAAUAACUCUCUUGCUGAGCUAACGCAGCCAAUCCCUCAGCAUGUUUGUGCUCUCUGCUCAUAUUACCGUCAUAUUAAAUAAAUUUUUGGCUUUUUAAAUAAAUUGUUUUAACAUUGCACUCAACAACAAACAAAUCCUCCCUAACAAAAAAGUAACUUCAAGGGCCAAAUUGCAUCAUAUUUCUUCAGAUCAAUAUACGAGCCACAAGUAGGGGUGACAUGGGCCGCAAGUGGCCCCCCGGGCCGUGAGUUUGAGACCCCUGCUCUACACAGAGGGGCCCAGACUAGAUUAAAAUCCAGGUCCUUCUUAUCUCCAAAUGUGUAGCUGUAAAAUUAUUGAAAUUAUCAAUAAAAUGAAAAUUUUGAUUGAUAAUUGAUCUAUGAAAUGUAUCUUUGUAUUUGAAGAGUUUGUUAACUUCUAGUUUGAUAGCUGGCAUCAAAAUUUGCACCCAAGCGCAGAGUUUCGCCGUUUUUAAAAACAGUAAUCUCAACAUAAUAAUGUGUCUUUUUUAAAAAAAUGUCAGAUGGUCUUAAAAGGCUUUGACUGCCAGAAGGCAGAGGAGUUCAAAAUGAAAGUUCUGCAGUAAAAGGAGGAAAAACAUCUGCAGCACAACAGAGCAAAUGGCACUUGUGAUGUAACGGCUAUAUUUAUUUUUUGACCUGCUUGGUUGUUUGCUGUCCCAGUGAAUUAGAAAAUCUGAGAUAAACUCUGUAGCUCUGUUGCUCAGCUGCUGCGUUUUUUGGGGGGGAGAUUGCUUAUUGGAACAUUUUCAGCAAACAUCUUCUUCCUUUAUUUCUCCCAAUUUCUGAGUUGUGCUCAUCUGAAUGUAAACAUGUUUAGCAUUAACCUCUUUUCAGAGUUAUCACAACUCAUUUGAGUGUGUGGAUAGAAAAUCCAGAGGAGAUUGAGAAAACAAUGGGAUAUGAAAUAAAAACAAUUACAAAGAAUAUUAGGCGUCUGAAAAUUAUUUAGGGACUACCAAAUGAAGCGCCGUGUCAAAGUAAGUAUUUAUUUCCUGUCGACUCCUCUUUAGCUGCUAAAUCCUCCACAGGCUGGGCUCACAAGCUUUUUUUUUUUCUUGCAGAGAGCUUCUGCUUGCAAUCAAAGGCAACUGUGGGAGUUCUCAACAAUGAGGCCAAAACCUGAUAUAAACUUGCAAAACCAGGUGAUGCUGCAGAUUCAGCUCAUAAUUCUCUGUGGUAUAAUUUCCAAAGUGACUUUAUACAUGUUGGAUGUUAAUAUUUGAUUCUGAUAGGCCACAACAGAUCCUGGGAUUUUAGUGAGUAAUAAUUCUGACAUUAUAUCUGCUGUUAAUCUUUAUAGUUAAUUAAAUUAUGGCAUCACUGUUUUUUCACCAGCAAUGCAUUUUACAAACUGUAAAGACGACACUUGUCACCUCCUCCUCUCAGCUGUGAGUAGCUGCAUGUAAACUGUGACUUUAGAGGCGCUCUGUUGGACAGACAGUGUAAUGGCACCAUUUCCAAAUCACCCCAUGGGUCUUUUUAUGCAUUAUGUUGUCUAUAAAAAAACUGCAAAGAAAAAGAAAAGUUUGCAUGUUGAUAAAUGUCUGGAAACAUUUCCUGAUGCCUGUUUGUCUUUCUGAAGCCAGCAUCUGGCUCCACACCAGUGUAUUUGCUGUAAUAAGCAAAUGCAUAUUACAAGCUAUUCAGUAAUAGCAAUGUGUAAAAAGUGGGGUUAAGUAUUAAAAACUUUUUAAAUAUUAAAAAAAUGCUGUGUGAAUAUGUGUGCACUCAAAGCGCUUUGACUGGAAAAGUGGUAAAACUGUUAGAAAAGGUUAUUUAAAUCAAGAAGAGUAAGUCAGACAAACAUCUUACCCUGUAAGUUAAGACUCAUCAAUAUCUUCAUUCUAUCUUUAAGAUCUGAUUGUGAUUAGUUUUGUAUUGCGUCAAACGUAUGUGUUGCUUAGAUGUUUUCUUAUAACAUGCAAGAGAGUUUCUGCUCUAUUCUUUUACCUGCAGCGUUGGUGGUGUUAAUCCAUGUGAGAGCAAGAAAAUAUGACAGAUUUUAUGUAAGGUCAAUAAAUAUAAUAGUUGAUUUACCUGUUUUAAGAAUUGUCACUAUUAAGACUUAUUGGGGGGGGGUUAAGUUUUAAAUUUGUUUCUAAGGAUCUGUAUUUCUUGUGGAUGUUCAUCAAGAAAAUAAAAAAUUGGUAGGUCAGUGA
Molecule: messenger RNA, 3265 nt
Organism: Oreochromis niloticus (Nile tilapia)
Lineage: Eukaryota; Metazoa; Chordata; Actinopteri; Cichliformes; Cichlidae
Gene: cfap418
Product: cilia and flagella associated protein 418
Exons: 6
Coding region: 92-727 (211 amino acids)
Cellular component (GO): cytosol
Source: RefSeq, a predicted model, not a curated record